Messenger RNA from Syzygium oleosum, 384 nucleotides. Its product is annotated as B3 domain-containing protein At2g33720-like. Gene Ontology annotation, molecular function: DNA binding. The record is from RefSeq and is a predicted model, not a curated record. Bases 1 to 384 code for a protein of 127 amino acids. The transcript has a single exon. NCBI's taxonomy places the organism in Eukaryota, Viridiplantae, Streptophyta, Magnoliopsida, Myrtales, Myrtaceae.
AUGGCGUUUCCACAGAAUUGGUGCUGCUCUACGACCCUUAUAAGAUCAAGAAGAAGCUUACACAGCGAUCUCGGCCACCUGUCGAGGCUCUUGAUCGGGCGGGACUUUGUGACGAGCCACUUGCUCCGAUGGAUGAGCGAGGAGAUAGUGAGGCAAGUUGAGAGCGGCAAGGGGGCCGACGUCAUCGUGACGGACGCGGACACAUGCUCAGAGCAUCAACUGGUGUUCGUGUUCUGGGCGUCAUCUGGGUCCUACGUCUUCAAGGGCGAUUGGAUCAAGGAAUUUGCGAAACGGAGGGGGUUGGCGGCUGGUGAUGAGAUCCGGAUAUAUUGGGAUCCUAGUGCUAGCAAGUUCCACUUUAGCCUUCUUCACAAGGCGAAUUAG